This is a messenger RNA of Penicillium digitatum Pd1, 216 nucleotides long. RefSeq lists its product as uncharacterized. The record is from RefSeq and is a predicted model, not a curated record. NCBI's taxonomy places the organism in Eukaryota, Fungi, Ascomycota, Eurotiomycetes, Eurotiales, Aspergillaceae. Gene Ontology annotation, cellular component: mitochondrion.
AUGGACAAUGGACAUUGUAUUGUGGCAAAGGUACCUACCGGUAUUGCUGGCCCGCCAAGGUUAACGACCAACUCUGAAGUUGCAACGAUAACUUAUUUACAAUCCAAGAUCUCGCUUCCGAUACCGAAAAUUCUCGACUGGAAUGAUAAUCCUUCCAAUCCUACUGGAACAGAAUAUAAUAUCCAGGAGCAUGUAGCGGGUGUUCAACUACAUUAA